Messenger RNA from Bombina bombina (fire-bellied toad), 3863 nucleotides. RefSeq names its product solute carrier family 12 member 8 (gene SLC12A8). Gene Ontology annotation, cellular component: membrane. The coding region runs from base 230 to 2419 and encodes 729 amino acids. Gene Ontology annotation, molecular function: potassium:chloride symporter activity. Gene Ontology annotation, biological process: chloride transmembrane transport; chloride ion homeostasis; potassium ion import across plasma membrane. The record is from RefSeq and is a predicted model, not a curated record. NCBI's taxonomy places the organism in Eukaryota, Metazoa, Chordata, Amphibia, Anura, Bombinatoridae. The transcript is spliced from 14 exons.
CAUAGAGUAAGAAGAAGAGGCUUCCGGGCUGGUGAAACACGUGGGCAGAGAUAAAGUUAAUAAGGCUGGAAUUGCUUUACAAACUGCGGUGAAGGCAGCUGAGCGAGUAGGGGACAGUGACAGAAUGCAAAGGUUCCAGUGGACGGCCCAUUUGUGUCACAUUGACCUGUGCAGCUGACCUUUUCUCAGAUCAGAUUAAGGACAAGCCCCAGAGUUUGCUGCACGAGUCAUGGAGGAGAAAAACAAGUCACAAUUGUUGAACGGCAACAUGGUAGAAACUGAGAGUUAUAAAGACCUUUUCCAUGAAGAUGCACAGGUAUCCCAAUUGCAGUCUAAACCCUGGUGGAAGAUCCAGCUCUUUGUCUGGGAGCCAGUUCUGUUUGGCACAUGGGACGGCGUCUUUACCUCCUGUAUGAUUAACAUCUUUGGAGUGGUUUUAUUCCUUAGGACUGGGUGGCUGGUGGGUAACACAGGUGUUCUACUGGGGAUGUUCCUGGUGUCAUUUGUCAUUAUUGUAGCCCUGGUGACUGUUUUAUCAGGAAUCGGAGUAUGUGAACGAUGCAGCAUAGGCAAUGGUGGAGUCUACUCCAUGAUUUCCACCGUUCUUGGAGGCAAAGUUGGUGGAACCAUUGGGCUGCUGUACAUUUUUGGACAGUGUGUUGCAGGUGCCAUGUACGUCACCGGCUUUGCUGAAUCGAUCUCUGACCUACUUCAUCUUCAGAAUAUCUGGUCGGUGAGGGGCAUCUCACUAGCUGUACUUCUGGGACUACUAGGGAUAAACCUUGCUGGCGUGAAAUGGAUUAUUCGCUUGCAGCUGCUGUUGCUCCUCCUAUUGGCCAUUUCCACCCUUGACUUUGUGAUUGGCUCCUUCACACACCUGGAUCCAGAACAUGGAUUUGUUGGUUAUUCUGAAGAGCUGUUGCGCAACAACACGUUCCCUGAUUACACACCUGGGGAAACCUUCUUCACUGUGUUUGGAGUGUUUUUCCCAGCUGCUACAGGAGUAAUGGCUGGGUUUAAUAUGAGUGGAGACCUAGAAAAGCCGGCCAGUAACAUUCCGGUGGGGUCGUUGGCUGCUAUUGCCAUUUCGUGGUUUCUUUACAUAGUGUUCGUUUUCCUGCUAGGAGCAAUAUGUACCAGGGAGUUUCUGCGCUUUGAGUUUAUGAUUGCAGAAAAGGUGUCUUUGGUGGGCUUCCUCUUUCUACUUGGUUUGUAUAUUUCCUCUCUGGCCUCCUGCAUGGGUGGUCUCUAUGGAGCUCCGAGAAUCCUCCAGUGCCUCGCUCAGGAAAAGGUCAUACCAGCCCUCUCAUUCCUGGGACAUGGGAAAGGUCCCAAUAAAACACCAGUUGCUGCUAUCUGCUUGACCAGUCUUCUCACUAUGGCUUUCGUCUUCAUCGGCCAAGUCAACAUUCUGGCUCCAAUUGUCACCAUUAAUUUCAUGCUGACAUACAGUGCUGUGGAUUAUUCCUACUUCUCUGUGACCAUGAGUUAUUACCUUCAGCAGAACCGCAAACAAUUUGGAAGGUCUGCUUCUAAGGCGGUGAGCUCUACUCAGCCUCUUAUUCUUGAUAAAUCAUCCAGUUAUGGCUCCAAUGGAACAUUAUUAGAAUUCACAAAGGAUAUGGACAAGCUCUUCAAACCAGGUCAGAUAGAGAAAGCGGACUACACAAAUGCUCAAGAGAGAGAAAUGAAAAGGGCAAAGAAACUGAAAAAGUCAAGAAAACCUGCCAAAGAGACGUUGGAGGACAGCUUUAAGCUUGACCUCCAAAGUAGUACAGAACAUGAACUGGAGAAUAGAAUAUUGGUUACAGAAAUGGCCCAGGACAAAACUGAAAACCCUGUACAUCUUAGCUGUGAGAACCAAACAAGCCAAUAUUUUUCACAAAUCCCAGAAAUCAAUGGAAAUGUUUAUCCUGAUAAAAUUGAAGAUGGGGAGAAGAUGUUCACUGAGGUCCAAAAUGAACAGGAAGAAGAAGAAGAUGCAAAGCACAAAACUCCAGAGCUGGAGAUACAGAGCCUCUCAACAGCAUUUUACGCCAAACUCUGCAACCACUGGGUGUCUUUCCUGGGUGCAAUCCUUUCUAUAAUAAUCAUGUUUGUAAUCCAGUGGAUUUAUGCCCUUGCAAAUAUUGGUGUUGCAGUUAUUAUUUAUUUCUAUAUUGGCAGAGCAAGCCCUGGGCUUAAUCCAGGUGCUGCAGCAAACUUCAGUUUCUUCACAUGGGUCCGUACAGUGGCAACCAACAUAUGCAGGAAGAAGCCAUCCCCAAAGGAACAGUUUGUGGUGACACCUUCCUUUGCCUCUGUUGGAAUGGAGACCACACAGCUGACAGAGGAAAAUGCAGAUUUUGCCUCACGUGGGCGAUAUCAUCACUCCUCCAUUAUCAGUCAGGGACACUUUGUCAAUCAAUACAACCAAUAAUUUUAGAACGGACAGUUACAGUAAAUUAGACAAAAUAUUAAUAUUUAAAAAGUCAUUACCACAGGAGGCUGCAGUGCAUUAUUUUACAACUUGACCUGCUAAAUUGUGUGAAGCAUGAUGUCUUACAUUUCAUUAUUUCAUUAUUUUGUUAGUUUUGUAUUAAUGUGCACUGUGCAACCUGAAGCUUUUAUUUGGUUUUAAUAUAUUAAGGUUAAUAAAGCAUCUAUAUAUGCAAUAAAGUGCCAUAUACUAUCAAGUCACAGCCGAGAUUGAUCCCUCCAACAAAGUAUGGAGGUAUACAAGAUGUCAUGAACAUAAUAUUCCUUCCAAUGGCAAGGACUUUGCUCAUUCCUCUUUGAUAUAGUUCUUGAUGCAGCCAUGCUUGGAUGACAUCUGCUGUGCUGGAUAACGUAGAAAAUGUAGUACUCUGUUUGAGUAGACAUUUAUGUUAGGCCACUGCUUGUUGCUCAUAGAAACACAAAGCUUAAAGGGACAGUCUAGUCAAAAUUAAACUUCCAUGAUUCAGAUAAUGCAUACAAUUUUAACCAACUUUCCAAUUUACUUUUAUCAUCAAAUUUGCUUUGUUCUCUUGGUAUUUUUAGUUGCAAGCUAAACCUAGGUAGACUUGUGUGCUAAUUUCUAAGACCUUGAAGGCUUAUCUGAAUGCAUUAGACAGUUUUUCACAGCUAGUGAGUGUUAGUUCAUGUGUGCCAUAUAGAUAACAUUGUGCUCACGCCCGUGGAGUUACUUAUAAGAGGGCACUGAUUGGCUAAAAUGCAAGUCUGUCAAAAGAUCUGAGAUAAGAGGGCAGUCUGCAGAGGCUUCGAUACAAGGUAAUCACAGAGGUAAAAAGUAUAUUAAUAUAACCGUGUUGGUUAUGCAAAACUGGGGAAUUGGUAAUAAAGGGAUUAUCUAUAUUUUUAAACAAUUCUGGAGUAGACUGUCCCUUUAAUUUUUGUUUACAAUGAAGGAAACCUUCAGUCACUGUUUACCUUUUUGGACUUUACUACUAACCAAAGUUAUUAAAUUGGUAAGAGGGAAAAGCCCAUCAUGCACCUUCUGUAAAGAGGUAAUUCAUUAUAUCAUAUUGUAAAAUAACAAUUUUGUUCUGUUUACAAAGAUUAAGUAGAUGCUUGAAAAAAUAAAAUAUCACUAUCAUAUAAAUAACACAAAUUUAGAUUAUAUGAAAACAUUUCAUACUAUUUUAUUUGUUAUCUCCAUUUUUUAUAAAUAGACUUAAAGAUGCUCUUAUGAUGCAUAGACACCGGCAGGUAUAUAUACUGUACUAGUAAAUUUUCAAAUGAGUUAAUAUUAGAGACAUUGGUGAAUUUGUUAAAAAAACAAAUUGAGACGUACAUGAAUGUCAUAUUGUAAAAUAAUUUUACUUAUUUAUGUAGGACAUAUAUGAAGGAUACAUAUAAAUAAAGAGCCUGUUAUGUAUAAA